AUGGAUGAUGAGGCCUCCAGCUCCUUCAAACGGUGUCCCUGGAAUAAAGAGAGGAAAGGUGUUCCAGUGAGCUCCAUCCAUCUGGAAAAGAGAAUCAUUGGAGGUGAAAAAUGUGAGGAAGAGGAGCGUCACUAUCAUGUUAAAUUUAUAGCUGUAAAUUAUGCAAGGAAAGAAGGUUAUCUCUGUGGAGGCUCCCUGAUCAGCGAUCAAUGGAUCCUGACUGCAGCUCACUGCUGGAAGUCAGGCAAGGGAUGGACUCAUAUAGCAUAUUUAGGAGUUCAUCCUAAAAGUCCUAAACCAGACAAACAUGUUGUCACUGAAUAUGAUAUCUAUACAGAAGGCAAUGAUAAACAUGACAUCAUGCUGGUGAAGCUGCCAAACCCAACAACAAUCACACCUAUACCGCUGACUGAUUGUGAAACUCCCCUCAUUGAUGAGGACUGGACUUAUCCAUCUGAACUUCAGUGUGCUGAUAUUGCGAUUGUGAAAAAUGAGGAGAUGCCAGAAAUAGCAAGAAAAAAGAGACUGAAUCAGCACUGGAAAUGUGCUGCAAACUCUACAAAGGACGCAUCUCGGGGCGACUCUGGAGGAGGAGUAGUUUACCAGAAAAAGCUCUAUGGCGUUAUUUCCUUCACUGGAGAUCCAGACUUUGCCUGCAGUGAACCAUUUGGAUUCAUGGAUGUCUGCGAGUACAAGGAAUGGAUAGAGGAGACUAUUAAACCUGGAGCUAGAGAGCCUGGUUUCUGGGAGAAGUUUCGGAAGAAAUUACGCCACAUAUUUUCGUGUUUCGACUGUCUGUAA
Molecule: messenger RNA, 801 nt
Organism: Cyprinodon variegatus (sheepshead minnow)
Lineage: Eukaryota; Metazoa; Chordata; Actinopteri; Cyprinodontiformes; Cyprinodontidae
Product: kallikrein-7-like
Exons: 5
Coding region: 1-801 (266 amino acids)
Biological process (GO): proteolysis
Molecular function (GO): serine-type endopeptidase activity
Source: RefSeq, a predicted model, not a curated record